GGACACAUGAAGCUCUAAACCCUAGACUUCUGUUUCUUUACUGCAGGGCAGGCGCAAGUUCGCCAUCGCCGGACCACGCCCGUCACAGGGCCACCAGGGUCUAGGAGAAGUUUAGAAAUCAGCUUUCUGGUUCCGUUUGGCGAAACAGUCACAAGUUUUUUCUUCAGUGUAAUUUGAAAGUCGGCAGCGAUGAGAUUGGAGAAGUGCUGGUUCUGUUCUUCGACCAUAUACCCCGGCCAUGGCAUUCAAUUCGUCAGAAAUGACGCUAAGAUAUUUAGGUUUUGCCGGUCGAAAUGUCACAAGAAUUUUAAGAUGAAACGAAAUCCUCGUAAGGUGAAGUGGACAAAAGCGUAUAGAAAGCUUCAUGGAAAGGAACUCACACAGGAUGCUACGUUUGAGUUUGAGAGGAGGCGGAACAGGCCGGAGAGGUACAAUAGGGAAGUAGUUGAGCAGACGCUGAAGGCCAUGAAGAAGAUUGAUGAAGUGCGGGUGCAACGCGAGGCCAAAUUCUGGGAGAACAGGAUGAAAGACAAGAAAUCCAAGAGCAGGGCUGAAGCAGCGAGAGAGCUCGAGCAGGGCAUUCACUUGAUUAAGGCCCCAUCCGCCAUGCAAUCAGAACCUGGACUUACACUACCUAAACUUGCUCAGAAGACUAAGGUUAAGGUAUCUACGUCUAGCAAUGUUGAGAUGCAGGAAUAGAAGCCGAAAUUAGUGAACUGGUACGAUUUCACAGAUGGUGCAACCGUAGCAACUACGCUUCCAGAAACCUGCUGAUUUUGUAUGUUUACCGGUUCCAUUUGCAAUCUGUCUUUCUUCCACUUGCGUGUGCAUGUAUCCAUCGUGCCAGCAUCUGCACAGCACAGGGUAUCUAUUAGUGACUAAGUUUGCUUUUUAAGAGAAGCUUAGUUCUAAAUGUUUAAGGUACCUGGUUAGGGUAAAACUGGAUUUAUAUGUGACCUAAAGCAUAGUCCUGCUGGAGAGUGUGAGGCCAGUAGAUGGAUCAGAGAGCAUCAGUCUAGCUGUAUCUUGAUCACCGCAUGAAUUGCGUGUGCGUGAAUUUUGCUUUAAUUGUGGGUAUCCCAGUCGAGACUUACAGGCUGGUAUUGCUCUUGAAGGUUGGACAUGAAAAGGUUGAAUUUCACA
Physcomitrium patens is the source of this 1143-nucleotide messenger RNA. RefSeq names its product putative ribosome biogenesis protein RLP24. Gene Ontology annotation, biological process: ribosomal large subunit biogenesis. Gene Ontology annotation, cellular component: nucleolus. Lineage: Eukaryota; Viridiplantae; Streptophyta; Bryopsida; Funariales; Funariaceae. The record is from RefSeq and is a predicted model, not a curated record. Gene Ontology annotation, molecular function: structural constituent of ribosome.